Vigna unguiculata (cowpea) is the source of this 1268-nucleotide messenger RNA. RefSeq lists its product as uncharacterized. NCBI's taxonomy places the organism in Eukaryota, Viridiplantae, Streptophyta, Magnoliopsida, Fabales, Fabaceae. The record is from RefSeq and is a predicted model, not a curated record.
AGAAACCAAACUUAUAACAAUGAGUUGGUUUCUUGGGAUUUUGUUCCUCAGUCUCAUAUAUGGCAGUGUUUCAGAGGUUCAAGACAAAGAUGACCGUUCUGCUGUUGUAGUUGGCACUGUCUACUGUGACACAUGUUCUCAACAUGAUUUCACACCCGAAACCCCCUUCAUUUCAGGUGCCAAAGUUGGUGUAGAAUGCAAAUUUGCGCAUUCAGAACCAAGUUUCGAGGAAGAAGUGGAGACAGAUGAACAUGGUGAAUUCAAAGUGAAGCUGCCAUUCAAAGUGUGGAAGCAUGCAGAGAGAAUCAAGGGGUGCAGUGUGAAACUCAUCAGUAGCAGUGAGUCAAAUUGUGAUGUGCCCUCAGUUUCCACCUCUUCUUCAGUGAGACUCAUUACAAGAAAGCAAGAAGAACACAUUUUCUCAGCUGGCUUGUUCUCAUUCAAACCUGUUGAAAAACCAACCUUUUGCGACCAAAAACAAAGUGUUUCAAACCCAUUUACAUCAGAAAAAAAUUCAGCAGUAGAUGCUGCUUUCCCUCCCCUCCCAUUCCUACCACCAAUCCCAUUCCUACCUCCAAUUCACUUCCCUCCAAUCCCAUUCCCACCAAUUCCUUUCCUACCUCCAAUCCCAUUCCUGCCUCCAAUCCCAUUCCUACCUCCCAACCCAUUCUUCCCUCCAAGCCCACCAAGCCCACCCCAAACUCCAAGUCCAGUGCAACCACCUUCUUCACCACCAACCGAAAGUCCACCUCCAUCGUCACCACCUCCAAGUCCAGUGCCAGAACCUCCCAGUCCAUUGCCAGAACCUCCCAGUCCGGUGCCAGAACCUCCCAGUUCAUUACCAGAACCUCCCAGUCCAGUGCCAGAACCUCCAAGUCCAGUGCCAGAACCACCAAGUCCAUUGCCAGAAUCCCCAAGUUCAUCGCCAGAACCACCAAAUCCAUUGCCAGAACCUCCAAGUGCAUUGCCUGAACCUCCAAGUUCGUUGCCACCACACAGUGCAGCACCACUAAACUACUAUACAGUUUAACCACCAUGCCCACACAGCCAAUUUUCCCAAUGCUGCUUCACCCACUUGUUUAAAUAAAGCGCUUGACGGGGAACUAGGCAAUUUAAACGAGCUUCCAAGUAAAAAGUAGAAAAAGAGAAAAGUUAAGUAAAAUUAACCUACAUGUUGGAGAUGUGUUUGAAAAUAUGAGAUAUGUAAGUUAAUGUUAACUUAUCAGAGGAAUUUAUACAAGUUGGUGUUAUAUCUGUUCAUAACUUGU